AUGAGUGCCGGCACAACAGAUGAUUGGAUGGUGCCAGCUGUCGAGGCAGGAGAUCGAAAAGUGCCAGGGCCAGAUCGUAAGGUGGGAUUAGGUCGUGUGGACAUCCGGGAACAUGUGUGUACACGAAUGAAUGGUGGGGGACCCGCCUGUCGCGCCCGCUCCGCCCUCGCUCUCGCGCCGGGCUUGGCUCUCACUCGCGCUCUUGGUCGCGCUUCCGCUCUUGCACUUAGUUCCGCUCUUGCCCUUGGUCCCGCUCUCGCUCUUGAUUUCGCUCUUGCACUUGGUUCCGCUCUCGGCUCUGGUGCUCGCUCUCACUUGCGUUCUUGCGCCCCACCCAUCACCACCCACACCACGCCCUCCGCGCCCCACACAUCACCACCCACACCACGCCCUCCGUGCCCCACACAUCACCACCCACACCACGCCCUCCGCGCCCCACACAUCACCACCCACACCACGUCCUCCGCGCCCACCCAUCACCACCCACACCACGCCCUCCGCGCCCCACACAUCACCACCCACACCACGCCCUCCGCGCCCCACACAUCACCACCCACACCACGCCCUAAGCGCCCCACACAUCACCACCCACACCACGCCCUAAGCGCCCCACCCAUCACCACCCACACCACGCCCUCCGCGCCCCACACAUCACUACCCACACCCUGCCCUCCGCGCCCCACACAUCACUACCCACACCACGCCCUCCGCGCCCCACACAUCACCACCCACCGCGCCCCACACAUCACCACCCACACCACGCCCUCCGUGCCCACCCAUCACCACCCACACCACGCCUUCCGUACCUACACAUCACCACACACACCACGCCCUCCGCGCCCCACACAUCACCACCCACACCACGCCUUCCGUACCCACAUAUCACCACCCACACCACGCCCUCCGCGCCCCACACAUCACCACCCACACCACGCCCUCCGCGCCCCACACAUCACCACCCACACCACGCCUUCCGUACCUACACAUCACCACCCACACCACCCCCUCCGCGCCCCACACAUCACCACACCACGCCUUCCGUACCCACACAUCACCACCCACACCACGUCCUCCGCGCCCACCCAUCACCACCCACACCACGCCCUCCGCGCCCCACACAUCACCACACGCACCACACAUCAGCCAUCAACACCACCACACCAGAACGACCAAGAAGACUUAAUCUCAGCCUUGUAA
Molecule: messenger RNA, 1197 nt
Organism: Penaeus indicus
Lineage: Eukaryota; Metazoa; Arthropoda; Malacostraca; Decapoda; Penaeidae
Product: histidine-rich glycoprotein-like
Exons: 3
Coding region: 1-1197 (398 amino acids)
Source: RefSeq, a predicted model, not a curated record